Molecule: messenger RNA, 1035 nt
Organism: Belonocnema kinseyi
Lineage: Eukaryota; Metazoa; Arthropoda; Insecta; Hymenoptera; Cynipidae
Product: sideroflexin-2-like
Exons: 6
Coding region: 1-1035 (344 amino acids)
Biological process (GO): monoatomic ion transport; serine import into mitochondrion
Cellular component (GO): mitochondrial inner membrane
Molecular function (GO): monoatomic ion transmembrane transporter activity
Source: RefSeq, a predicted model, not a curated record
AUGCAGUAUGUGAAACAUUCCAACGAAUUGCUCCAGCUGAGAAAGAACUCAUGGAUAUUGUUGGUAUUAUAUCUGAGUUGUUUUCGGCUCGAUCUUCUGGUGAUCGACCUGGAAAAUGUGAUCAGAAACACCCAGAGAAAACAAAGUGGAAAAUCUGGAGAUUUUGAACUUAUUGAUGUUGAUAAACCUCUUUGGGACCAGGAAACUUAUUUAGGAAGAUUGCGUCAUUUUGCUUUUAUUACGGAUAUUCGAACAGUUAUAGUUCCCAGCGAAAAGCUCCUCGAAGCGAAACAAUUAUUAGCAGAAUACAAAACAGGAAAUGUAGAUCCAUCAAUCACAAGAGAGGACAUUAUAUAUGCGAAAAAAUUGCACGAUAGUUCUUUCCAUCCUGAUAAUGGAGAAUUGAUGACUGCCAUUGGAAGAAUGUCCUUUCAGGUUCCUGGAAAUGUCAUUUUAACUGGCUCCAUGCUGACAUUUUACAAAAGUAAAUUAGCUGUUGUGGGCUGGCAGUUGAUAAACCAAAGUUUCAACGCAAUAGUGAAUUUCACAAACAGAAAUGCAAAAAGCGAUACUGAAGGUGAUGACAACAUUAUUAAGCAAGCUUAUGUGGGAGCCACCUUUGCAAGCUGUGGAGCUGCUUUGACCUUCAAACAAUUAUUUGCCAACAAAGGGCCUUUACUAGCAAGGGUCGUUCCUUUUUUUGCAGUCGCAAUUGGUAAUAUGGUGAAUUUGCCAAUAAUGAGACAAAGAGAGAUAACUAGAGGUAUUCCAGUAUCAAUGAAAAAUUCACCGGAAAAUCCUAUAAUUGAGUCAAGAAUUGCUGCAGUUAAAGGCAUUUCCGAAUGUGUUAUGACUCGAAUUGCUAUGGCUGCCCCUGGAAUGCUCGGUAUUCCGGUACUUACAAAUUGGACCAAAAAAUAUUGUUUUUAUCAGGCUCGACCUUGGUUGUCCGUCCCUACAGAGAUAACGAUUCUUGCUUUAUUAUUGUUGAUCUUGGUUCCUACAUGUUUGGCUAUUUAUCCACAAAGGAAGUAA